Messenger RNA from Xiphias gladius (swordfish), 4040 nucleotides. RefSeq names its product PR domain containing 6 (gene prdm6). The transcript has 8 exons. Gene Ontology annotation, molecular function: histone methyltransferase activity; protein binding. The record is from RefSeq and is a predicted model, not a curated record. Lineage: Eukaryota; Metazoa; Chordata; Actinopteri; Istiophoriformes; Xiphiidae. Bases 1 to 1917 code for a protein of 638 amino acids. Gene Ontology annotation, cellular component: nucleus.
AUGCUGAAGCCCGGCGACCCGAGCGGCUCGGCCUUCCUGAAGGUGGACCCGUCCUACCUGCAGCACUGGCAGCAGCUCUUCCCUCAGGCGCAGCUGAAGGCUCCUCUGGCCCCGCCGCCGCCUCCACCUGACCGUCUCUCCGUCCCCGUGGACGGCCUGCGCCCGUCCCGCCUGCACAGCCACCUGCUGGCCUCCACACACUGCACCUCCUCCCCCUCCUCCUCCUCUUCUACAUCCUCUUCGGCGGCUCCUUCUUCGGCGGCUCUCACCCCAUCCUCCUCCAUCUCCAUCUCCGCCUCCACAGGGCUCUCCCAGCUGCCCGUGCCCCAGCAGAUCGCGCUCUUUGGGCAGGCUUUGGCCCCGGUGUGCCCCGGCGGUGGGGGAGGAGGAGGACCGGGAGGAGGCGGAGGGGGAGACCUGGUGGUGGUCAUCCCUCCGGAGAACCAGCUGGGUCACAACCCGGCGGCGGGGCUGCUCCACCAGACCAAAGAGCAGGGCUGCGGGGGGGUGGGGGUGGUGUCGUCCAGCGUGAAGAGCAGCGGCAGCGGAGCAGGUGGCGAGGAGGGCGGCAAAGGAGCGACGCCACGGUUCAAACUGACGUCGGAGGAGCUGGACUACUACCUGUACGGACAGCAGAGGAUGGAGAUCAUCCCGCUGAGCAACCACACGGGAGAGCUCAACAACCGCUGUGACAUGUGCGCGGACAACAGGAACGGCGAGUGUCCGAUGCACGGCCCUCUUCACUCCCUGCGUCGACUCGUCGGCACCAGCAGCUCGGCGGCUCCCGUCACCCUGCCGGACGUCCCCGAUUGGCUCAGAGACCUGCCCAGGGAGGUGUGUCUGUGCACUAGUACAGUUCCUGGUCUGGGUUACGGGAUCUGUGCGGCUCAGAGGAUCCCUCAGGGAACCUGGAUCGGCCCGUUCCAGGGAGUCCCGCUGCUGCUGGACAAACUGCAGUCCGGAGGCGUCAGGAACACACGACACCUGUGGGAGAUCUAUGAUGCAGAGGGGACGUUGCAGCACUUUAUCGAUGGUAAUGAUCCCAGUAAAUCCAGCUGGAUGAGGUACAUCCGCUGUGCCAGACACUGCGGAGAGCAGAACAUGAUGGUUGUACAGUACAGGUCCUGUAUCUUCUACAGAGCAUGCAUGGAUAUCCCCAGAGGAACAGAGCUGCUGGUCUGGUACAAUGACUCCUACACUUCGUUCUUCGGCAUCCCGCUGCAGUGCAUCGCUCAGGACGAAAACUUAAACGUCCCAGCCACGGUGGUGGAGGCCAUGACCAGGCAGGAGUCUCUCCAAUCCUUCAGCAAGAACAGCAAACCCUCCUCCUCGUCUUCCUCCUCCUCUACCCCCUCCACCACCCUCAUGCGCUCCAUGGUCUUCCCCCACUCCCCUUGCUCUAGGAGUUUCUCCCUGUUAGACAAGGUCGGGGUCGGGGUUCAGUCGGACUCGAGUUUCGGCCAGUUGGGGUCAAAGAACCAGCGAGUCCUGGCAAGCCCAACCUCUACCAGCCAGCUGAGUAGCGAGUUCAGCGACUGGCACCUGUGGAAGUGUGGCCAAUGCUUCAAAACCUUCACCCAGAGGAUCCUUCUGCAGAUGCACGUCUGUCCGCAGAAUCCUGACAGACCGUACCAGUGUGGCCACUGCUCCCAGUCCUUCUCUCAGCCAUCAGAGUUGAGGAACCAUGUGGUGACGCACUCAAGUGACCGACCCUUCAAAUGUGGAUACUGCGGCCGGGCGUUCGCCGGUGCCACAACGCUCAACAACCACAUCCGCACGCACACCGGAGAGAAGCCGUUCAAGUGCGAGCGUUGCGACCGCAGCUUCACACAGGCCACUCAGCUCAGCCGCCAUCAGCGACUUCCUAACGAGUGUAAACCAGUGAACGAAAGCAGCGAGUCCAUCGAGGUGGAUUAACCCCCGACUGUUUACUGACUGUUGACUGACUGAGACCACAUCCACAUUAAGGCAGCUGAAUUUGAAAAUGCAUCUUUUUCCCUCUGUUUUGUCCCUCAACGUUUUUCUCAGCAAAAAAUGAAGAUUUAAAAAUUUUUUUAAUUUUUUUUAAAAUUUCAAAUUCCUGAGCAGAUAAAUGGGAAGACACCAGCUUCAUGUUUUACUUCAGCAAUACACAAGCACUAUGAAGCAUCCAUCCAUCCAUUCAGUCCACUCUGAUGCAGACCUCCAUUUUACUGUCACUGUCCCCAGAAACAAAGCUCCUGAGAGCUGAGAGGACAGCAGGAGGACAGACUGUCUUCACCAGGCCGACUGAUAUCAGAAAUUUGAUGGACAAAAAUAGUUUCACAGUGUUCUCCAUGAGGCAUACGGGAAGAAAACUGCAAUGUUUUAUUUACUAUUUUACCCCCCCCCCACUAUUACAUGCCUAUGGUGAAACCAGAAAGCUCACAGUGAGACUGAGGGCCUUGAUCAGUUGUUACAAAUAUGAAGCUACUGUGCAGACGUUUGAGGCAGUAAAGGUAAAGUGAGGACGCUUUCAAAGUGCGGAUAGUUUUUUUAAUUAUCAAUUAAUUUCAUAGAAAGUGCAGUCAACUGAGAAAACCUAACUCAAUAUCUGUUGCGACCAAGUGUACUUACAGUUUUUCAGGUUGUUGGCAGGUUGGUCGUUCCAGCAUCUUGAAGAACCUGCCACAGUUCCUCUGUGGAUUUAGGCUGUCUCAUUAUCUUCUGUCUCUCCGUGCGAUCCCAGACUGACUCAGUGAUUUUCAGCGAUUCUUUAUGACUCUAGCUGUGAGUUUGGGCUUGUCCUGCUGCAGAAUGAAUCAGGGACAGAUCAGGCGCCUCCCUGACAGUGUUGUGAAGAAUCUAAGCGUCUGAAGCGCCUAAAACUUUUGCACCAUCUGUAGUUGCUGUAGAGUUCAAGACAUACGUAUAGAUUGAACGUAUAUGAUUUGAACGGCUUCCUGUAGAUGUUAGAAUCAGUAAGCAUGCCAUAGGGAGAAAAAUACGCACAGAAAAAUGUGCGGUGUGCUGUAGUAACACACCAGUUUUGGAGUUUGUUUGGGUUGUGACAUUUGAUUGAAUGAAAGUGUAUCUGAUCUGUGAGGGCAGCAAGUAACGAACAUGAAAAUCGCUUCAAAAAUUGCUUUAUGUUGCCCUUUAGUGUGAAGGACAAAAACAUUGCUUUUGGAAAACCACAACGGAAGCCUUUCAAGUUAGGGUCUGUCCCCUCUUACUCACUCUGUGAUUGCUCAUUUUAAAUGUUAAUAUAGCCUGUCUCAGGACCAGGUAAAUAGGUAGCAUUAAGGAUCUGGAAUCAAAUCACUAUUUUAUACUUUUUCAGUUGUCUGACAGUAGAACCAAAAAAUAUGUAAAUGAGAACAACUAAUGUGUGAGAUAGUCUAAAUUAAAAUACAUUGUAGGUGAUGAUGGAGAAAAAGGAAGCCAGAAGAGAUUUUAUUGUUUUCCUGUUGUCCUGGCAUUUCAGUGUGGACGGAGAUGUUUAUGGACAACUAGACGAAAUUGAAAACUGUUCUUUAAGAGCAUUUUCAGAUUUAGCUGGCUUAGUGUGAACGUUGUCUGACUGUUUACAGCUUUUUGACUUCGCCGACUGACUGACUGACUUCUGGAGAGCAGCGACAUUGAAGCUUCAUUCAUCCUGCUGGAGAGAAUCCUGAUUCAACCAAACCAAAGAUCCUUUUUUUUUUCCUGCAGAGAAGCAAACCUUUCAGAUGGAGGAGUCAGAUUAACAUACAGUUUUUUGGACGAGGAUAUUUAUUGGAGACUUUUGGGAACCCCGUCUGGUUUCCCUCCAAAGAAAACUCUUUCUUGAAACCGGGACAAAGACAUUGAAAUACCAAAAAAUUCAGACUGACGGUCUGUCUCUAGCUUUAUCUCUCGGUUUCUAUUUUCUUUUUGCAACAGCGAUGCCAAAGGAGGGCGCGACCAAAGUAAACAGACUGCGAAUGCACAACAAGCAACAACACAAAUGUCUGAGGACAACACUCGAGUUUUACAUCACAGAAUGAACAAAAUAAAAGACAAGGAGUAUGUAUUGUAAAAAAAAAAAAAAAAAAAAAAAA